GAAAUGAAAACAAUCAGAGAAACCUGAGAUGCCUUCGGGACGAUAUUUUGAAGACUAGAUCAGCCGAAGUGAACCCUAUGUGCCGGGAAACGCUGGUUUCCGGCUCUGGUGUGACUUGGACGAUGAGCAGCUAUAUGUGUGUGUUUGUGUUGGGUUUGUUUGUCUCGUGUGUGUGCGCAUGCAAACAGGAGCCAGAGACUCCAGACUGGAGGAUGACCCUGAAAACCAUCCGUAACGGGAUACACAAGAUCGACACCUACCUGAAUGCAGCACUGGACCUGUUUGGUGGCGAUGACGGGCUGUGUCAUUACAAGUGUAGUGAUGGUUACAAGCCGGUGACUCGUCCUGGGUACAAGCAUCCGCCACCCAACGGAUGUGGCUCCCCGCUGUUUGGAUUUCAGUUUGACAUCGGCAUCCCAUCGAUGACCAAAUGCUGUAACCAACAUGACCGCUGCUAUGACACCUGCGGCCGUGAAAAGCACGACUGCGAUGAGCAGUUCCAGGACUGCCUGGAGACCAUCUGCAGGAAUGUGCAAAGGACUCUGGGAUUGGCACAGAGUGUCCAAGCUUGUGAGUCAGCAGUGACUCUGCUGUUUGACGCUGUCAUGCACAUGGGAUGUAAGCCUUACCUGGACAGCCAGAGGGAGUCGUGUGUGUGUCAGUAUGAAGUGAAGAGGGAACUGUGACGCUGCCACAGGAUCAAGACUGUUAAACGGACUGACUCAGAAGCACAGCAACACUGACAGAAGGAAGCCAGCAAUAAACUUUUCUUCUUUCUUUUUUUUUUUUUUUUUUUUUUUAGAUUUUCUCAGGGAUAGAGCUUUUUUGGCCUGCUCUGACCUGUGUACAUCACCUCCCUUUGUUGGAGUUUCGAAAUGUGGCAAUCUAUUUGACAAAGUAAAUAUGAAAAUAUCUUGAUGAUUAAUAUAUUUACUAUGCAGUUAAUAAUUUAUAUUUUGUUAAUACCGUCCAAUGUGUUUUUUCGGUGAUAGACUGGAAGCAUGUUGUUUAGGGUUACCCAGGCUUUUGGAUGCUUGGGUAGCACUUUAUUUUAUGGUUUCAUACAUCAAAAAUAACUCCCUAAGAAGUUUUGUGGUACAACAAAAAACAAACAAAAAAAUGUUGGUUCUUAUGAUUGAUAAAACAGACAGUGUAAAUUAACCUGCUCUCUCAAGAAAGUUCCUCUGGAAACCAGCAACAGCGUUUAAAUUCAGCACAACUACAAUAACUGCAAUAACAGUCUUGGAAUUUCAGAGGGCUGUUUUUAACCUGUUCAUUCGGACCAAACUGAUAUAGUUCUCUUCAGGAAACUGUCAAGAAAUGAUCAGAAAUUAAUGGGCUGUAGGGGCAACCUCGAGCUCACCUGGUAGAGCGUGCACUCCAUUUGACUGAGGUUUCUGCAGCGCCCAAGGUUCAAGUCCGGCCUGUGGCCCUUUGCUGUUUGUCAUUACCUUUCUCUCUUCCACAUUUCCCUAUCUGUCUUGAGCUGCCCUUUCAAUAAUCUUAAAAAAAAGAAAUUAAUGGACUGUAAAAUAAAGCAUUACCACCCAGUCCCCCGUCCCAUAAACCCAAAGGAAAAUUGGAUGCAUAAUAAGAGGGUGUCUGUUUCUAUGGCAUCUAAACCAACUGUCUUUCUCUCUAGAAAAUGCCUAAAAUAUCUGUAAAACUUCGCAACAGAUAAUGCACUCAGCUGAUGCCAAUGUGAUAAGACUGUGAAGAAAACUUCUUUAUAAGUGUCAAAAAAUUAAAGAAACAAUGUUUUACUGAUGAUUAUGUACGUCAGUAGUAGUUGUCAGACUUUGUUUGUAGAAUCUAUGUUUCCAGAGUGGAGUCCAGGGACCACCGAGGAUCUGUGACUUGGCUCCCAUCGAUCCCUCAUCCAACAGAUGACACAUGGCUUUUCCAUAAUUCAUUUUGGAAUAUCUUGGAAUGAGUGUUUAGCUCUCCUAAUCUUUGGCUGUACCAACCCUUCUUUCACUUUUAUUGUUUAUUGUUUUUAAACCACUACACUUGAAUGUUUUUUGAAUCACCAUUGCAGGGGAGGGCCCUGACGAAGAGUGAUUCACAGACCCAUGAAUCGGCUGAGACAGCACCUCACCCAAAACAGGGAAAUUGGGCCCUCCUUUGAAGAGCCAGACCUGGUAUGUGAGCUCAUCAGGAUAAGGGCUGCAGAAUCAGUGAUCACCAAAGCAUAAACCUGGGUGUAGGAGUUCAAGGACACCAUGGAGAAGGACUUUUGGUUGGGCUCAGGGAAGUUCUGGCAAACCAGAAAGCAAGGCUUGGCUCAGGCAAACGUUGGAUGAAAUUCGCUUCGAGAUGCUGCUAGAGAUGUUGUACGGCUGAAAAUAAGGAUUGGUGUCUCAAGGCACAGCCGUGGAAGAAGAGUGUCCCGUUUUGGGACCUCAGAAAUUGCUUCACUGGUCUUUGCAAAUGAUGUACUGUGGCACUGCAGCAUCAGCAGUAAUGCACACGGCGAGAGCUGAACCAGAGGGCAAAGUUGCAUCCCUCACUAAUAGUUAGGAGCUUCGGGUUGUGACUAGGGCGCUUCCUGGGCUCCUUCCUUUGGAUUGUUUUUUUCAAGGUACGUCCAACUGCAAGGAGACUCUGUGGUAGAUCACAAUGUCCCCACAGAUCCUUUAAAAGGCUUAAAAGCCAUUAAAUUCAUUCAUCUAAACAUAAGUGGUAUCAGAAUGUCUAAAAUCAGUCUUUCAAAAGUCUUUAAAAUAAAAAGGCAUUGGAAGUAGUA
Molecule: messenger RNA, 2746 nt
Organism: Plectropomus leopardus (leopard coralgrouper)
Lineage: Eukaryota; Metazoa; Chordata; Actinopteri; Perciformes; Serranidae
Gene: pla2g12a
Product: phospholipase A2, group XIIA
Biological process (GO): arachidonate secretion; phospholipid metabolic process; lipid catabolic process
Cellular component (GO): extracellular region
Molecular function (GO): A2-type glycerophospholipase activity; calcium ion binding
Source: RefSeq, a predicted model, not a curated record